Fukomys damarensis (Damara mole-rat) is the source of this 4726-nucleotide messenger RNA. It is a transcript of the gene Nfasc, whose product is annotated as neurofascin. Gene Ontology annotation, biological process: cell-cell adhesion; brain development. The transcript is spliced from 34 exons. The record is from RefSeq and is a predicted model, not a curated record. Bases 103 to 4536 code for a protein of 1477 amino acids. Gene Ontology annotation, molecular function: cell-cell adhesion mediator activity. NCBI's taxonomy places the organism in Eukaryota, Metazoa, Chordata, Mammalia, Rodentia, Bathyergidae.
GGGCCACUGCAUCUUCUGUGAGGCCAGCAUCCAUGGGAGACGGUUCAGUGGGGACUUUGUCCGGGCCCGAGUCUGCCACUAGGAUGGCCUGGGGCCCCAGAGAUGCCCGCUUCACAUCCCUGCCUGUCCCCAAGGAGAGUGCCUGAGGAGACCCUGGACCAGCCAGGCCAUGAGCCCUUCCCGAGAGGUAGGACGAGGUUGAUUGACUUAUGUGCAGUGUGGGGUCCCGGAGUCCCCCUGCCAUCUACCACCUCUGGUGCCGUGAGGACAAGGACAGGGACGAGGCUGAAUGAGGCGGAAGAGCUGAGCUCCGUACCAAAGGCCCACGUGGCUCGACUGGAGACAGCGAGACCCCAAGAGCAGGGGAGCAGGGAGCGCGGCCUGGUGCCGAGGAUGGCCAGGCAGCCGCCUCUGCCCUGGGCCCAUGCAGCCUUCCUCCUCCUCCUCCUCCAGCUCGGCGGGGCCAUCGAGAUUCCUAUGGAUCGCCCCUCCGAGCCCCUGCAUCCCUCCUCCUCCCCACCUCACUCUCAAGGAAGAUCUGAAGCAAGCAUUCAGAAUGAGCUGACCCAGCCUCCGACCAUCACCAAGCAGUCAGUGAAGGACCACAUCGUGGACCCCCGGGACAACAUCCUGAUCGAGUGUGAGGCGAAGGGGAAUCCGGCCCCCAGCUUCCACUGGACUCGAAACAGCAGAUUCUUCAACAUCGCCAAGGACCCGCGGGUGUCCAUGCGGAGGAGGUCGGGGACCCUGGUGAUCGACUUCCGCAGUGGCGGGCGGCCCGAGGAGUAUGAGGGUGAAUACCAGUGCUUCGCCCGCAACAAAUUUGGCACUGCCCUGUCCAACAAGAUCCGCCUGCAGGUGUCCAAAUCUCCCCUGUGGCCCAAAGAAAACCUGGACCCUGUUGUGGUUCAGGAAGGUGCCCCCUUGACGCUGCAGUGCAACCCCCCUCCUGGCCUCCCGUCCCCGGUUAUCUUCUGGAUGAGCAGCUCCAUGGAGCCCAUCGCUCAGGACAAACGCGUGUCCCAGGGCCACCACGGAGACCUGUACUUCUCCAACGUGCUGCUGCAGGACAUGCAGACCGACUACAGCUGCAACGCACGCUUCCACUUCACCCACACCAUCCAGCAGAAGAAUCCCUUCACCCUCAAGGUCCUCACCAACCACCCCUAUAACGACUCGUCCUUAAGAAACCACCCUGACAUGUACAGUGCCCGAGGAGUUGCAGAAAGAACACCCAGCUUCAUGUAUCCCCAGGGCACCUCGAGCAGUCAGAUGGUGCUUCGCGGCAUGGACCUCCUGCUGGAGUGCAUCGCUUCUGGGGUCCCCACACCGGAUAUCGCGUGGUACAAGAAAGGUGGGGACCUCCCAUCUGACAAAGCCAAGUUUGAGAACUUUAACAAGGCUCUGCGUAUCACCAAUGUCUCGGAAGAAGACUCCGGGGAGUAUUUCUGCCUGGCCUCCAACAAGAUGGGCAGCAUCCGGCACACGAUCUCGGUGAGAGUAAAGGCUGCUCCCUACUGGCUGGAUGAACCCAAGAACCUGAUCCUGGCUCCUGGAGAGGAUGGCAGACUGGUGUGCAGAGCCAGUGGGAACCCCAAGCCCACGGUCCAGUGGAUGGUGAAUGGGGAGCCUUUGCAAUCAGCACCACCCAACCCCAACCGAGAGGUGGCCGGCGACACCAUCAUCUUCCGGGACACACAGGUCAGCAGCAGGGCCGUGUACCAGUGCAACACGUCCAACGAGCAUGGCUACCUGCUGGCCAACGCCUUCGUCAGUGUGCUAGACGUUCCUCCGCGGAUGCUGUCACCCCGGAACCAGCUCAUUCGGGUGAUCCUGUACAACCGCACGCGGCUGGACUGCCCGUUCUUCGGGUCCCCCAUUCCCACCCUCCGAUGGUUUAAGAAUGGGCAGGGAAGCAACCUGGAUGGUGGCAACUACCAUGUCUACGAGAAUGGCAGCCUGGAAAUUAAGAUGAUCCGCAAAGAGGACCAAGGCAUCUACACCUGUGUAGCCACCAACAUCCUAGGCAAGGCUGAAAACCAGGUCCGCCUGGAGGUCAAAGACCCUACCCGGAUCUUCCGGAUGCCCGAGGACCAGGUUGUCCAGAGGGGCACCACAGUGCAGCUGGAGUGUCGCGUGAAGCACGACCCCUCGCUGAGACUCACCGUGUCCUGGCUGAAGGACGAUGAGCCGCUCUACGUCGGAAACAGGAUGAAGAAGGAAGACGACUCCCUGACCAUCUUUGGCGUGGCAGAGCGAGACCAGGGCAGCUACACCUGUGUGGCCAGCACUGAGCUGGACCAAGACCUGGCCAAGGCCCACCUCACCGUGCUAGCUGAUCAGACCGCUCCAACUAACCGUCUGGCUGCCCUGCCCAAAGGCCGGCCAGACCGACCCCGUGACCUGGAGCUCACCGACCUGGCUGAGCGGAGCGUGAGGCUGACGUGGAUUCCAGGAGACGAUAACAACAGCCCCAUCACAGGCUACGUCGUCCAGUUUGAAGAGGACCAGUUCCAACCAGGGGUCUGGCACGACCAUUCCAAGUUCCCUGGCAGUGUUAACUCCGCUGUCCUGCAGCUGUCGCCAUACGUCAACUACCAGUUCCGGGUCAUCGCCAUCAACGAGGUGGGGAGCAGCCACCCCAGCCUCCCAUCCGAGCGCUACCGAACCAGCGGAGCACCCCCUGAGUCCAAUCCCAGCGAUGUGAAGGGAGAGGGGACCAGAAAGAAUAACAUGGAGAUCACAUGGACGCCCAUGAACGCCACUUCUGCCUUUGGCCCCAACCUGCGCUACAUCGUCAAGUGGAGGCGGAGAGAGACUCGAGAGACCUGGAACAACGUGACGGUGUGGGGCUCUCGCCACGUGGUGGGGCAGACCCCUGUCUACGUGCCCUAUGAGAUCCGCGUCCAGGCAGAGAACGACUUUGGGAAGGGCCCCGAGCCUGACACUGUCAUUGGCUACUCUGGAGAGGAUUAUCCCCGGGCUGCACCCACCGACGUUAAGGUCCGAGUCAUGAACAGCACAGCCAUCGGCCUGCAGUGGAACCGAGUCUACUCCGACACGGUCCAGGGCCAGCUCCGGGAGUACCGAGCCUACUACUGGAGGGAGAGCAGCUUGUUGAAGAACCUGUGGGUGUCUCAGAAGAGACAGCAAGCCAGUUUCCCCAGUGACCGCACCCGGGGCGUGGUGGGCCGGCUCUUCCCCUACAGUAACUACAAGCUGGAGAUGGUUGUGGUCAAUGGGAGAGGCAACGGGCCCCACAGUGAGACCAAGGAGUUCACCACCCCGGAAGGAGUACCCAGUGCCCCCAGGCGUUUCCGAGUCCGGCAGCCCAGCCUGGAGACAGUCAACCUGGAGUGGGAUCACCCGGAGCACCCCAACGGGAUCCUGACAGGAUACACCCUCAAAUAUGUGGCCUUUAAUGGGACCAAGCUGGGAAAGCAGAUGGUGGAAAACUUCUCUCCCAACCAGACCAAGUUCUCGGUGCAGAGAUCCGACCCCGUGUCACGCUUCCGCUUUACCCUCAGCGCCAGGACACAGGUGGGCUCGGGGGAAGCGGUCACAGAGGAGUCUCCGGCACCCCCCAACGAAGCUACUCCAACCGCAGCUCCACCCACGUUGCCCCUGACUACCGAGGGUGCUGUGAGCAGCACUGACGCCACUGCCCCUGCCACCACCGAAGCCACAACAGUCCCCACCAUCCCAACUGCCGCACCUACCACCAUCGCCACCACCACCGUCGCCACAACUACUACAACCACCGCCGCCGCCACCACCACCACCACCACGGAGAGUCCUCCCGCCACCACCAGGAGUAAGAUGCAGGAAUCCGCCCCUGAUGAGCAGUUCAUAUGGAACGUCACGGUGUUCCCCAACAGUAAAUGGGCCAACAUCACGUGGAAGCACAACUUCGGGCCCGGAACUGACUUUGUGGUUGAGUACAUCGACAGCAACAAUACAAAAAAAACUGUCCCUGUUAAGGCUCAGGCCCAGCCUGUACAGCUGACAGACCUCUAUCCCGGGAUGACAUACACCUUGCGGAUUUAUCCCCGGGACAACGAGGGCAUCAGCAGUACCGUCAUCACCUUUAUGACCAGUACAGCGUACACCAACAACCAGGCGGACAUCGCCACCCAGGGCUGGUUCAUCGGGCUCAUGUGCGCCAUCGCCCUCCUGGUGCUCAUCCUGCUCAUCGUCUGCUUCAUCAAGAGGAGUCGAGGUGGCAAAUACCCAGUUCGAGAAAAGAAGGAUGUUCCCCUGGGCCCGGAAGACCCCAAGGAAGAGGACGGCUCCUUUGACUACAGUGACGAGGACAACAAGCCCCUGCAAGGCAGCCAGACAUCUCUGGACGGCACCAUCAAGCAGCAGGAGAGCGACGACAGCCUGGUGGACUACGGUGAAGGCGGGGAGGGGCAGUUCAACGAAGACGGCUCCUUCAUCGGCCAGUACACGGUGAAAAAGGACAAGGAGGAGACCGAGGGCAACGAGAGCUCAGAGGCCACUUCGCCCGUCAAUGCCAUCUACUCUCUGGCCUAACAGAGCCCACCAGGCACAGCCGCUACUUCGCAAGUGGGAGGAGGGAGAGGGGAGACGAAGCUGCCGCAGACCUACCGCAAAGCCGCCACCGCCUUCAGGGACAAGGGCACCUGCCGCUGGGUCUGCCCCGCCGUGAGGACCAGCAGCCACCCAGCCCCCACGUGCCCCGCCCGCCGUGUGCCGCUGGUAC